Messenger RNA from Sorghum bicolor (sorghum), 1112 nucleotides. RefSeq names its product 60S ribosomal protein L18a-like protein. Bases 583 to 912 code for a protein of 109 amino acids. NCBI's taxonomy places the organism in Eukaryota, Viridiplantae, Streptophyta, Magnoliopsida, Poales, Poaceae. The transcript is spliced from 6 exons. The record is from RefSeq and is a predicted model, not a curated record.
ACGAGGGGAGUAAAAGCACAGCGAACGCGCGUGCUGCCCCCGACUCCCCCCCGUCUACUCCAUUGAGCUUUCUGAGGCUUCCAUGGCCUGAUUCAUCCUGCGGUCUCCAACAAGCCAAGCAAACGGACAAAAGACCCCGCCGCCCCGCGCUUUCUCCAGUUCCUUCUUUCCCCUCAAACCCCCUACGCCGGGACCGGAGAGAAGGGGGGGAGCCAGAGCCAGACCUGGCGGCGCUCGGCAUCCAAAAACGACGCCUAAAGAUCCCUCCCUCUCUUGUGGCGUCCAUCAACCUGACCGCGGCGGCGCGUGCUGCUUCUUUCCGCUCUCCACGGAUUCGCCAUCAGGGACAAGGGAUGCAUCUGUGUAGCAUUUCACCCCUUCAAGCAAUAAAGGGAGUUGCUGUUCAACUUGGCUGCUCUCAGCGUCAUGAAGAGUCAGGGAAACUUGCAUGUUUGAUGUACCCAGCUGCUUUCUGUAACAAAAACUCUUGCGAUCAAAUUUGUUGAAUUUACUCACUAUCAGGGAGGAAUCUAUUUUGUCAGUUGUCGGUAUUAAGGCUGCUGAACGAUAUCUGCAGAAUAAAUGGGAGAAGCACACUCGGAUGAAUUUUGCCACUGCCAAGGGUGUGCUGGCAAGUAUACACUGCUCAGAGAUGAAGAAAACCCACGGUUGGCAAUCUUUGAGAGGCGGCUUCCUUGCUGUGGUUGUGGGAUAGGAUGGUCUUCUUUUCUUUUAGGUUUCUUGUGUCCUUUGAUUUGGUACUUUGCAGCCACUCUUUACUGCUGCAAGUACUACAACAAGGAUCCUCGAGAGCGCCCUGGUCUAGCUGCAUCAGCUGUUGCGGCACUCAUCUUCACAGUCCUGGCAACCAUCGCUCUCUCUGUGGCACUGAUAAUCUGUGUAUACAAGUAGUACCCAAAGCGACGAGGAAAACGCGGUAGCUGGACCUGGCAUUCAGAAGGAACUUGUAAUUUCAGUGAUAGUAGCAUGUCUUUGCAGUCAUCCUUAAUGUAUCACUAUAGCAAGUUGUGGAUUUAAAUGCUGGUACCGUCCCGGUUGACCUGUCGGCUGCCGUUGUUUAUCAAUGAGGAUGUUCAUUGCUCUAUCGCAAA